UGUGAUCGGUUCCUUUUUUUUUGUAAGUGUGGACUUGUUUUUGUUGGCUGGCCAUACUGUCAUGAACAGAAGCCCCAGAUGUGUCCCAGUGGUAUUGGUUGGCCGUUCACAGACUAAACACUGUCCUGUGUCAUCGUGCCUGUGGUAAGAGUCAGGAGGAGGAAGUAGGCGUGCGAGAUUAUUAUUUACACCCUCGAUGCCUUAUAUUUCAAACACACACACUACUGAGUUUGGCAGGAACGGCAUUCUCACCAGAAUAACUUCAGCAGCUGCUGUUUGGAAGUUUUCACACUCAUUUUGUCUUUCAUAAGAGAGUUGUGUGUGAUUGAUAGUGUCACCAUGGUUCUAACUGCCACGUUUCAAGCCGCCUUCACGCCUCGGCGGAUAGAGUCGGUGGUGGUGCUGGAGCAGCUGGGCAGCAGUCUCUUCGACACUGCCCUGCAGAUGGUGGUGAAGGACCGGAGUGACAACGCCACCUACACCGAUUUAUCGCAGAAAGACAGCCAGCAGAAGUUCAUGACAGACUUCUUCAUGAUUUACUACCUCAUCAUCGGGCUGACUCCCAUCUUACCUGCGGUGAUCCUGGCCAGGUUAGGGGACCGCGGCUGGAGGAGAGCCCCCAUCAUGGUGCCUCUGAGCGGGUACCUGCUGUCCAGGCUCGCCCUGCUGCUGGUGGUCCUCUUCGAGCUCCCGCUGGAGGUGAUGUACGGAGCGGGGGUGGUCUUCGGGCUGUCCGGCGGCUUCUGUGCAUACUGGCCCGGCGUGAUGACGCUGGCGUCGCUCGGCUCAACGGCCGAAGACCGAUCCAAGGUGUUGAUGAGGAUGGAGCUGCUGUAUGGGGCGGCAGGCCUGGUGGGCAGCCUGGUGUCGGGUCAUCUCUUCCUGCUUUACAGCUCCAGUACCCAACACGGGUCAAUCCUGCUAUCUGUGAGCACUCUGCUGCACCUGCUCUGCCUCUUACACUCCAUCAUCCUGCUGCAGGUGAGGCAAUUACCGAACCCAGAGUCAGAGGACGCCUGCCAACUCCUGCCUCAGACCUCCGCUCAAGUCCCUGUGGAGGCUCCUGUUGAGAGGAACAUGGUGAACGUGGCUCUGCUGUUUGUUGCUGCCGUACUGUACGUCUCUGCAGUGGGUGGGGGUGUAGAAAUACUGGGCCCCUUUGUUCUGAAAGAGCCACUCAGCUGGACCGCCACUCAGGUGGGUUAUGGGAACGCGGCAGGCUGCACAAUUUUCCUGACCAGCUUUGUCGGCGUCAUGGUGUUCCGCCGCUGCGUCAGCGACACAACGCUCAUCCUGAUCGGCAUGCUGUCGUUCGCCUCGGGAAUUUACUUCAUGUCCUUCGUCACGGCAACCUACAUGUUCUACCUGGCUCGCUCACUCAACUUGUUUGCCCUCAUCCCGAUGCCAACCAUCAGAUCUCUGCUGUCACAGCAGGUUUCAGCAUCCUCCUGUGGCACCACUCUCACCUCCCUGCAGCUGGCUCUGAAGUUUGCCAGCCUGGCGUACAUCCCUGCCUUUACUAAGAUCUACCAGCGAACCCUGAACUGGUUCCCAGGCUUCGUCUUCACGCUGUCCAGCAUCAUCACAGUGCUGGCGAUGAUACCCGUAUGUGUCAUCCGCUGCAGAUCUCCGAAAAGCCAACAGUACGUAACGAUUCAAGGGGACUGAGGUCCACCGCCAUCCCCUUCAGCCGUGAGUUGGCAUUGGUACAAGGAGGGCAGCGACAGGACAAAAAAGCAGAAUUGUGCCUUUAAUCUCACUUCCUACUAUGUUGAAACCUCCGACAUGUGGUAGAGGAGUUCCUACAGGCGGCACACACAGUAGCAUUUAUAUUUAAAUGCUAGAUUUGUACCAAAAAAAUAUAUCUGUUAUAUUGUCAUGACCUGUGCAGACUUUUAUAUGAACCAAUAGUUUAUUGAAUCCGUUUUUUAUUGAAUAUCUGUUACAUUUGUAUACAUAUAAGUCAUGUCCACAGCAACACCAUCAAUGGGAUUUCACCAUCAUGUCAAUAUGUCACUGAAUGUGUCCAACAGUCCCAUUGCAACCCCCGUCUAAAGGAGUAUGACUGACACGUAUAAGGAAAUGUCUUCUUGUAAACCGGCUGAACUGGAUAAAACUCAGCAGUAAAUAGAAAACUUAUUUCAUACCAUCGUGACUAACAGUUCAUUUGGAGGCAAUAGAUUUUGCUCCAACAGCUUUACAGAUAUUGCAAUAUGUUUGUACCAUUAAGGAUUAUACAUUGUUCAAUCAGGAGACACUUCAUCCUGCUUGAACUUGAAGAUUUAUGAACUGGAUGGUUUACAGAUAGACAACAAUAGAAAUGCAUUUUCAAAAGAGAAUAAUUGAAAAAUAUUUCCUACUCCUGUGAUGUUCUGUAUGUCUUUUGUUUCAAUCUGCCUAUGUAUUAACAUGCUCACUCAUGAGGGAGGGUUAUGCAUUGUAUCAUAUCCUUUUAGUUCUAAAGAAGUGUUCAUUUUUUUUUUUUUUGAAUGCAAAGUUAAAGAACAAAAAGCCUGGUUUUUAAUAACUACGCAAGUUACACUGUGUGUGUGUGUGUGUGUGUGUGUGUGUGUGUGUGUGUGUGUGUGUGUGUGUGUACCAUGUGUGUGUCCUGUAACUUUGCUUUAUUGUACUUGUAUUGGAUUGAAGGGAAGAACCUGCAGCCUGCAUUAUUGUUCUGAUGUUCUGCGUUAAUUUACGAUUGCACUUAUAUUCGUUAACAGUUAAGAGAGCACCCACACUCAAAGGCUUCUGUCAAUAACUUAAAAUACGUUGAUACGGUACGGUUCAUGUUGGUGUUAAAACAGAGGGUUUAAGUGAUGACCUUUGAAGCUGCAACUCUGGUACAGAAUUUAGUUUUUGAUAACAAUGUCAAAGGUAGUUUUUUUUAUAUGAUUUGUUGAUAUGAAACUAAUAAAUGAAAGUAAACCUGAGCAGUCAAGUAUCAAA
Eleginops maclovinus (Patagonian blennie) is the source of this 2949-nucleotide messenger RNA. Its product is annotated as solute carrier family 46 member 2. Gene Ontology annotation, biological process: transmembrane transport. NCBI's taxonomy places the organism in Eukaryota, Metazoa, Chordata, Actinopteri, Perciformes, Eleginopidae. Gene Ontology annotation, molecular function: transmembrane transporter activity. The record is from RefSeq and is a predicted model, not a curated record. Gene Ontology annotation, cellular component: membrane.